Molecule: messenger RNA, 2001 nt
Organism: Anarrhichthys ocellatus (wolf-eel)
Lineage: Eukaryota; Metazoa; Chordata; Actinopteri; Perciformes; Anarhichadidae
Exons: 3
Coding region: 485-988 (167 amino acids)
Biological process (GO): negative regulation of smoothened signaling pathway
Cellular component (GO): ciliary membrane; Golgi apparatus
Source: RefSeq, a predicted model, not a curated record
GCUCCACGCAGACUCAGGAAAUAAGUCGACUGCCUGCAUGAAUCCUUCUUCACUGCUGCAGAUUUAAUCAGCGAUUACUGCAAAGUCUCCAACUCGCUUUCUGCCAAUGUCUCCGGGAUGUGGUGGAGCAUCCGGAGCUAAAGUGAUCCAUGAUCCCGUGCAGGGACUCGCUCUCCUCCGGGGCUGAAGAAGGGCCAGCUGGUCGGGUCAGGCUCGGCUGUUGGCGGACUAAAUGAAACGGGAUAUUGUGAGGGACCAUCCUGCUUAUCUCACCGCCUUGGAUCAAACACGAUGUGCAGACAGAUCGUGGAUCAAGCCGACCCCUUCACCAUCACCGCAAGUUCCCCAACGAUGGCUGGCUUCAGGUUACUGACUUCUACAUGUCCCGCCUCCCUUUAGGUGUGAGAGAGAGAGAGAGAGAGAGAGAGAGAGAGAGAGAGAGAGAGAGACACAAAUACACUGACCUCCACCUGGGGCCACAGACAUGGAUAAACUCACCGUGAUAUCAGGAUGCCUCUUCCUCGCUGCAGACAUCUUUGCCAUCGCCAGCAUCGUUAACCCGGACUGGAUCAGCACUGGAGAGUCAGCUGGCUCUCUGACGGUGGGUCUGGUCCGGCAGUGCCAGACCAUCCACGGCCGAGACCGGACCUGCAUCCCCCCGGAGCUGCCCCCAGAGUGGAUCAUCACGCUCUUCUUCAUCAUCCUGGGCAUCAUCUCCCUCACCGUCACCUGCGGUCUGCUGGUGAUGUCACAGUGGCGCCGCGAGGCUGCCCGAUACGCCCGGUGGAUCGCCUUCACGGGGAUGGUCCUGUUCUGCAUGGCUGCUCUCAUAUUCCCCAUCGGCUUCUACAUCAAAGAGGUUGGAGGACAGCCAUAUAAGCUCCCCAACAACACGGUGGUGGGCUCCUCCUACGUACUCUUCGUUCUGUCCAUAUUCUUCACCAUUGUCGGACUGCUGUUUGCCGGGAAGGUGUGCCUGCCCGGCUGACUUCCUCCUCUUUUUGUAUCUUUGGAGGAACACCACAACUGGAGGCGAGUUUUGUUAGCAUCGACUCUUCCGUGGCAGCGUUGGAAGUAUUGUUGGAAGUAGAACUAAACCGAGCAGCACCCGUGUAUGUUUUCCCCUUUGGAUGAAUUGUCAUGCGAGCCGAAAUCAUCUGAGACUGAGCAGAGAGCUCUGAAACUGGAUUCAAACAUCCGGACUUUCAAGGGGAGCCCUGUGGUAUUUUCCGUCAUCUUAAGAUCUAAUGACAGAUUAGAUGCACAUAGACUGAUGUGUCAGGCCCGAUAGCGGCCAGUUACCUCGACUAUGAUGGAGGCUCUUCCUGACCACAGCCACAUGGAACAAUAUGUGAUAUACACAACGGACUUCUACUUUCUAGGCACAGUUUAUUUAUUUGUUAAAUUGUUCAGUUAUGUCUUUUUGUAAAGGCAAAUCUCAUGAAAAGGCCCAAAGUAUCCCAGUGUUUCCCCCGCCGUUAAUAUGCGUGGUGGAUCACUUUGCCUUAAAAGACUGAUACUGUUGAGUUAGUUUGGAUCAACUCUAAAAUUCUGUAUCGAUGAAAUGAUUUAGCAUAAAGAUAUUAGAACUGGAACCUAACAUGGGCAUUAUGGGAGUGAGUAUUGUAAAGUUGUAUCCGUGGAUGUGUUGCAGGACGAUGAGCCGGUCUCUACCUUCAACAGUAUGGAUCAGAGGUGAGCAGGUCAAACCUGUUCUGGUGUCCGUUACAGCUUUGUUACUUUUAGUGACAAUGAAUGAAUCCUCCACGGUUUUGAGCAUUUCCUGUUGUUUGAACACUGUAUCAAGAAAUGACUGAAUCCAUGACUAGUUUGUUUUUUUUAUUUUCGAGACGCCGGCGCUGACUUCAGUUCUGUAUCAAUGAGCAGACAGCCAGUCUGUGGCAUGUUCUAGAAACACUGAUGUUCUUGAAGGAGGCAUGGAAGAUCUCAUCUCAUUAAAAAUGACUCAUUGGAACACCGAUUGUCUCAUCCAUUGAAGAA